CUUUUCCCAGGUAUAAAGAUGGCUUUGCCCCAGGCAAAGUCUGCAGCACUCUUAUUUCUCCUGCUGCUUCUGUGGAUUCCAGGCCCGGGGAUUUCCCAGAAAGAGCCCUGUCAGACCUGCCGGGAUCUUACCAGCAACUUCAAUAAGGGUCUGGAGCGGACACAGCGAGAGAACUUCGGGGGCGGGAACACAGCCUGGGAAGAAGAGAAGCUUGCAAAAUAUGCAAACAGUGAGACCCGCCUGCUGGAGGUGCUGGAGGGUGUGUGCACCACAUCGGACUUUGCCUGUCACCAGCUGCUGGAGAAGAGUGAGGAGCAUAUCGAGCGCUGGUGGUUCCAUGAGCAGCAGAAGCAUCCUGACUUUUUCCAGUGGCUCUGCAUGGACACUCUGAAUCUCUGCUGCUCCCCUGGCACCUAUGGGCCCGAUUGCCACUCCUGCCCCGGGGGUACCCAGAAGCCCUGCAGUGGGUAUGGGCAAUGUGAUGGUGAUGGCACGCGCGGGGGCACUGGCCUGUGCAUGUGUCAGACAGGCUAUGGGGGCCCCUUCUGUUCUGAGUGUGGAGACGGCUACUAUGAAGCAGCUCGCAACGACAGCCACCUGGUAUGUGCGGAGUGCUACCGGGCCUGUGGACGCUGCUCUGGCCCUGAAGACUCAAGUUGCCUCCGCUGUAAGAGGGGUUGGAUGCUGCAUGACCGCAGGUGCAUUGACAUAGAUGAAUGCGGCACAGACAUGGCGCACUGCCGCGCCAACCAGUUUUGCGUCAACACAGAAGGUUCCUACGAAUGCCGAGACUGUGCCAAGGCAUGCAUCGGUUGCAUGGGUGCUGGGCCUUCCCGCUGCAAGAAGUGCAACAAGGGCUAUCAGCGUGAUGGAGUCAAGUGCCUAGAUGUGGACGAGUGUACUGGUGAAACCGAGGAACCCGUCUGCACUGGUGCCAACGAGGUGUGUGAGAAUACAGAGGGCAGCUACCGGUGUGUUUGUGCAGAGGGACAUGUGCGCAAAGAAGGAAUCUGUGUGGAGGACAAGCCCCCAGAUGCUCCUGAGAAGGGCUUCUUCGACGACAUCACGGAUGACGAGGUGGUCGUGCUGCAGCAGAUGUUCUUUGGCACCAUAGUCUGUGCCCUUGCCACACUAGCCGCCAAAGGAGACAUGGUCUUCACCGCCAUCUUUAUUGGUGCCGUGGCUGCCAUGGCCGGCUACUGGCUGUCGGAGCGGAGCGAUCGUGUGCUCGAUGGCUUCAUCAAAGGCAGAUAGUGUGUGGCAAAAAAUCCAAAUGUUCUUCUUUUGCUUCCUUCCUCAGAGAGCCAGCCGGUGGGCAGGAACUCUGGGCCUGCCUAUACCCCGGCAGGUCCAGAGGAAAGAGAUGGAAAGGCCCAUCUUGUAUCCCAGUCUGGGCUGAGGGGAAGCCUCAGGCCUGCAUGGUUUGUGCAUUGGGAGGAAUGGCCUCCCAGUUGUACGUGAAGAGAGGAGAAUUCCUGACAGGAAUUAGCAUGGAAUGAGCCUCCCCUAAAGCUGAGAGGCCUUGCCCCUUAGUGGGCCGAGAGAACGCUCUCUUCAUGUGUCCCAUCUUCAUAUGAGAGGGAUGAUUGCAAACACAUUCUUACUUGUGAGCUUUGAAUCUUCACAUGUUGGUCAACUCCUUUGGCUGAGGGUGGAUCGCACCAAAGGAGAACUUGAGCUGGGUGGACAUGGAAAUUGCUCCCUGCUGGCUCUUUGAGGGGCUGUCCCUUGGGCUCAGAGCUGAUCUACGCAUCUUGUGGAACAUGAGGGUCAGGGACAGCGGGGAAAUUUUAGAUCGUACUAUUCAAAGCUGCCAGUGGGGGUGUUGUAUUUUUGAAUUAUUCUCCCCCCCCUCUUAAGACAUGGUGAACUAGCAGGAAGUACUACAUACAGUGAAGGUUUUUUCAAGACGGGAACGUUCAGAAAUACAUACACCCCCUUGUGGUCUGACUGGGAACUGCCUCCUCCUGCUGCCUUGCUGUGUAGAACAGCUCUGAUCUUGCCACUGGCAGCGUGUGAGACAGAGAAAGCCUCGGGGGCAUGCAUGACCACCCCUCGCCCCUUUGCAUCCGUCCGCUCACAGCACUGUUUUGUCCAUCCAUAUCUCAGGAAAAUUAAAGGUCUCUGUACACAAA
Heteronotia binoei (common prickly gecko) is the source of this 2135-nucleotide messenger RNA. RefSeq names its product protein disulfide isomerase Creld1-like. The coding region runs from base 19 to 1254 and encodes 411 amino acids. The record is from RefSeq and is a predicted model, not a curated record. The transcript is spliced from 10 exons. Gene Ontology annotation, molecular function: calcium ion binding. NCBI's taxonomy places the organism in Eukaryota, Metazoa, Chordata, Lepidosauria, Squamata, Gekkonidae.